Molecule: messenger RNA, 1419 nt
Organism: Dioszegia hungarica
Lineage: Eukaryota; Fungi; Basidiomycota; Tremellomycetes; Tremellales; Bulleribasidiaceae
Exons: 1
Coding region: 1-1419 (472 amino acids)
Source: RefSeq, a predicted model, not a curated record
AUGAACUACACCAACCCCCCAUCAUGGUUCAACUCCCCCUCCCUCCCCUCCUCGUCCAUCUUGACGGACCCCCCGGCCUCCCGCUCCGCCCCAUCCACCCAGCUUUACUCCAUCUCGCCACCCAUACCCCACCGCCGAGCGCCGCCUCCACCCCGCCGUCGCCGUGCUCGCCACCUCCGGCUCCUCGAGCCUUCUACCAGAGGCCUGUUCACUCUGCUGGAAGUGGACGAGGCCGAGGAUGCGGAAAUCGGAUAUCGCUGCGGAUACGCUUGCAGCUCGGCCAGCGCGAGCGUCCGGAUGCUGUCGGCGAGGCCAAGUAGCGAGGCGCUGUCCCUCAGUCCGCUCAGGCAGCGGCUGGAUCUGCCGCAAGACGUCGGCGUGUAUUCGGGGGAUGAGGAGGAUCUGGUGGUGGUCGAGAACAGGCUCUCGUGGGUGUCGGCAUCGAGCGCUACCGGCGAGACGUCCACACCGCCCACCCCUUCGUCCGAGCACGAGGACCCCUUCUUUGUCGACGUCCCGCUGGAUGUCGACGAGUCAGAUAUCGACACCUCCUUUGCCACCUUCCUUGCCUCGUGCGCCGCACCCCAGACCCGGACACGGCGCCCUCCCCCACUGGACCUCAGCCGAAGCCACCCCUACGCCUACUCGGCGGAGAUCGACCGGUGGUCCCAUGAUGUUGAGGCCAUCACACCAAAGAUCUCAUGCACCCCUCCUCCACCCGCCAUCCAGCCCACCCUCCUGCCAUCCCUUCCCAUCCUUUCUCCAGCGGCGUACCAAGCUCAGCGCGACACACAACCACCUCCAACACCCCAUGCCCCCUCUCGGCUCCCUCCCCAGCCCCGCUGGUCACAGCGCAAAUCCCACUCCGCACCUGCGCCGCCACUCAAGAAGGAUCCUUUCGACCUCCUCACUGCGCUCGAGAACCUUCUAGCGACAUGCGGCGAGCCAGAGCCGCUUGUCGACUCUCGUCCAUACUCUGCAUGGUCUGACGACUCGGACUCGGACUCGGAGGCUCCCAAGCGGACGUACCAGUCGUUCCCUCUCCCUCCACCUCGGACGCCCCUCCUCUCCCCGGCUUCCGCAUCCUCCACCUCUAGCUUCGGGAUCGGCGGACCGGCCACCCCGCGCACUCCCCGCUUCCACGCCUCCCUCCCUCCUGCGUCGUCUGCUCGAGAACAGAAGAAGCGCGUCCCCAUCAAGCCUCGCUUCAUGGCAGAUCACUCGGCUCUCUUCAGCAUGUCGGGUGCCAUCGCGCCCAUUCCUCUGCCUUCCCGGCAUGUAUCAACUGCGCCCGCAGCAGAUUAUCAGGCGGACCGACCAGAUAGUAGGGGGUCGGGCGGUAGUAGGGGAAGCGGGUCGAGCAGGAAUGGGAGAUUACCACCACGCUCGAGGCUGCCGACGAGUUGGACAAGGGAGUAG